UGGUAUGAUAUAUAUCUUGCGAAAUGAGCUCAUCCCCAUACAACUGGCAGGCGGAAAAACCUUCAGUUCAAGAUGCAAUUUCCUUCCUUUUUAAUAACGAAAUAUUAAGCGAUGUACACUUUAUGGUCGGAAAAGGUACUCAAAGGCGACGGAUACCGGCUCACAAGUUUGUACUGGCUGUAAGAAGUGCUGUUUUCGAUGCUAUGUUCAAUGGUGGUAUCUCGGCCCAGUCAGACGAAGUAGAAUUGCCCGACGUUGAAUAUUCCGCUUUCCAGUCAUUACUUCGCUUCCUGUAUACAGACGAGGUGCAAAUCGGACCAGAGACAGUGAUGACGACUCUGUACACGGCCAAGAAAUACGCGGUUCCAACGUUAGAGAACGCCUGUGUGGAUUUCUUGAAAAAGAAUUUGAGUGCUGACAAUGCUUUUAUGUUGCUCAGUCAGGCUCGAUUAUUCGAUGAGCCUCAGUUAGCUGCCCUUUGCCUUGAAUGCAUUGAUAAGAACACUACAGAAGCUCUUGCGGCUGAGGGAUUCACAGACAUUGAUUUUGACACAUUCUGUGUUGUUUUGCAAAGGGAUACUCUCUCGAUUCGUGAAAACCAGCUCUUCGCGGCAGCUUUGCGCUGGGCUGAGCAUGAGUGUCAGAGAAGGAGAAUACCAAGCACCUCAGAAAAUAAAAGGUCAGAUUAUAAACAGUAUUGGUUUUUUAGACCUGGGUUUAAAACUGUAUCCUCGCAACAUGAAUUGCAUGCUCAACAAAGACCUUAUUUGAUUUCUGCAGGUUCUUUCUUGAGAAUGUCAAAAUUGAACAAGCAAAAGGAGGGCACUGCUGGCAGGAGUGUCCUCAAUGUUAGUUUUUUUCAUGCUAGAAACGUUGAGCCUUGUUCUGUGUUGUUUUGUGUUUCACUUUCCUUCAAUUCUAUGAGCUUCGUGACUAUAAAACAAUGAUGUGAUCCUCAGCAUGUUACAAGCGUGACAUAGAAAAAUCUUGAGUCCCAGACAGGAUUCAAACCUAUGAGCUUCCAAAUAGUGGAUGGGUGCUCAGCUAUCCACUGAGUUAUGGAGAGACUUGUGGAGAUCAUGCACUAAGGUCAAAUUUAACAUGUGUCCUGCAUAUGGCUACAUGUAGGAUCAGUAAUUUCAAGAGCAUACUGUAUGAUUCACAAACAUAGAACAGUACCCUGUUGCGUCUCUUUCAUAGUUGGGUUGACCUAUGAACUCAUUGAAAACAUGAAAAUUUUAGCAGAGAAAAUAGUGGUGGCGUAUGAUCUCAAAAAACCAAGCCAAUCUGGGCAAAUGAUCUCAUAUAUGAGUACCAUGAGUGUGGUUUAAAAUGCUAAAUUCGGUCGACUGUAAUUUGGCUGGGGUUACAAUAAUUAUAUUAAAAAUAAUGCCGUUUAUUUGUUUCUUUAUCUCCUUUUAGAAAUGUUCUGUCAAGAGCCUUGUACAUGAUUCGUUUUCCUCUGAUGAGUAUUGAAGAGUUUGCUGUUAGUGUUGCACAGUCUGGAAUCCUAACAGAUAAGGAAGUGGUCAGCAUGUUCCUUCAUUUCACUGUCAACCCUAAACCACAGGUCCAGUUUCUUGACAGGCCACGCUGCUGUCUUACUGGCAAAGAAAAGGUAAUCUGUCGCUUUCAAAAGGUGGAAAGUCGCUGGGGUUAUAGUGGCACCAGUGACAGGAUACGAUUCACCUGUAAUCGUCGCAUCUUUGUGGUGGGCUUUGGCUUGUAUGGGUCCAUGUAUGGUCCAAGUGACUAUCAGGUAACAAUUCAAAUCAUUGCAACUGACACUAAUAAAAUCUGUGGUCACAAUGACACAGCAUUCAGCAGUGAUGGCAGCGACUCUACGUUUCGUGUCAUGUUUAAGGAGCCUGUGGAGAUUCUCUCCGGAGUUAGUUACACUGCAUGUGCAACCCUCAAAGGACCUGAUUCCCAUUAUGGCACAUCAGGGGGAAAGAAAGUCAUUUAUGAAACAGAGCAGAAAGAGAAAAUUAUUUUCCAGUUUUCAUAUGCUACAGGAAAUAAUAAUGGAACCUCUGUUGAAGAUGGCCAACUUCCUGAAAUAAUAUUUUACACUUAAUGAAAAGAAUGCAACUUACUGGUACUUGCAGUAUUAAAGGAAUGCAUUUAAAAAAGGCCUUAAGGGACAUGUCAGUUUGUUUCACAAGAAAGCAAGUAUUAUUAUGAAAGGACAAUUAGUGUUUUAUCUAGUGUCACAUACAUGUUACCUGCGAAUACCAGUACCUGUUUUCUUUUGCCCAUCACCCUCCAUCGUAUGUUAUCUAUUUUUGCUGAUGCACAGUUUUGUGCUAAGGUAACAGUACACCAGCCUUUUCAAACAAAACCCGAGGCCUUUUGAAUGUUUGUAGUGGCAAUUUAGCCAUUUCUUUUUUGUUAACAUAAUACUAAGGGUGAAUAUCAAGGGACGACUAUUGUGUUGAAAAAGCUAGUGUAGAUUGCAGGUUUUGGCUCUUUUUAAACUGCUUAGCAGGCGCUUGGAAGUAGUGGGUGCAAGAAAGAACGGGGGUGUGAGUGAGAGACAUGCGAGGGGAGAGAGAGCAUGUCUCCCUCUUGUGCACCCCUUCUUUCUUCCAAGCGCCUGCUAUGCAGGCCAGGCUCUUUUUGGCUCUUUGUCCUGUAUUUUAUAGGCAAAAGUAGAAGAGACUUAAAGUAUGGUAGCUUCUAGGAUGCAUUCAGUCACUUUUUCAAAAAGUGAUUUUGAAUCAAAAUCAAGAGAAAUUUUGCGGCUGUGAAUACUAAACCUUGUAGAUUAAGAGUAUUUACUCAUACAUGUAUAAUGAUAUUAUGUGAAUUGUCAUUAUAAGUAAACAGGAAGUUCUUUUGCCCCAACAAAGCAAAGCUGCCUUGUUUUUGAUUCCACAAUGCCAUUUCAGGGAAGCAAGUAAGCUGAAAGAAGGCUUUGCACAUUAGGAAAACAGGUAAUCAUGUGUUUUCUCUGUUUAGUUUUAAGCUAAAAAUCUCAAACCAUCUUCAUUCUGGUUGUGGUAUUAAAUAGCCAGUUGUUUGCUGCAACAGCAGCCCUUUAGCUUGAAACAUUUGGACUUUUAGUAUCUGAAUUGUUGGCAAAUUUAUCCCAGAAAGGAAAAAAACUAUUUACAGGGUAUAACAUUUUUUGUGUAUGUCAUGUAUAGAAUGUCAAUUUUUGUUGGUAGAACAUUGGAAAAUUGUCAUUAGAAACCAGUUUGAAAGGGCUUUAAGUGGGUUAGUCAUACCACUUAGCAGUUAAGUUUUCUCUUGAAUAUUGAAACGAACGCUGACUUAGACGAACUUAGACAAUCACUGGAGCUUCAGAACUUAUAAUCAGCGGGUUGUUUAAAGCCUUUGAUAACUUUCGUUAGCCUUUGGGAGACAAGGAAAUCUUAGUUUUUGCCUCAAAUUUAUGAUGGAAGCCUAAGAUUUUGUAGAUUUAGCGCUUUUGAGUGCAAGUUCGUUUCCGUGCAUUUAUGUAUAUAAAGGCUGUUCAGAACU
Messenger RNA from Porites lobata, 3486 nucleotides. Lineage: Eukaryota; Metazoa; Cnidaria; Anthozoa; Scleractinia; Poritidae. The record is from the annotation of a GenBank genome assembly.